Molecule: messenger RNA, 1188 nt
Organism: Fusarium redolens
Lineage: Eukaryota; Fungi; Ascomycota; Sordariomycetes; Hypocreales; Nectriaceae
Exons: 2
Source: RefSeq, a predicted model, not a curated record
AUGGCUCCAUUAGUGGUCUCGUCGACAGCCGCGACAAUCAAAGAACUCCAGCGAAAGCUUUCUAUCGCGACAGAUGAAACUACCUACCUGACUAAACAAGUCAACGAUGAGCGCAUAAUAAACGGUCGACUACUAGAACGCAACCAGAUGAUAGAAGAGCUACACGGGCAAAUUUCAUCCAUCUGGGACAAGGUCAAUGCAAUGAAGUCGUCCGAGAUCGCCUCAGCACAGAUUCAAAAGUGCUAUAAGAGCCACACUGCCUUUCUGGCCAAUUUUAACAUGUCUGUGAUCGCACAGAUUGAAGCACUGGUGACGAGGUCGAGUCAAGAAUCUUACGUCAAGCAGGAAGUGGAGAAGCAGCUCACCAAAGCUCGUUGGCACGCUACAAAGCUCAAUGAAGAAAAACAAAAGCUUCGACGCCAUCUUCAAAAGAGUCAGAAAGAGACAAAAACCCUCAGAAAUGAGGUAAAGAAACAAAGCGAUGCAAAGGAAUUUCUCGAACACGAACUAAAAAAGUCUAAACAAGACGCAAACAAUGCCCCUAGUAAAGGACACAUUGUUACGGAAGGACAGUUCCAGCAUAUCCAAGACGCUAUCACUCUCUGCCCUGAAAAAGCGAUGGGGGAGGUAGAGCGUCUCAAAAGACAAAUCGAGGAGAAGGAGAUCAGAAUCCAAGAGCAAGUCAUGCUCCAGAACAAAUUAGAAAGUUCUAUCACAAAUCAGGCGGAAGAGCACCCCCUUACAUUACAGAACUCAAGUGAACUUCAGGAACACCUCAAUUCUCUCGGGGAAGAGUUCCGACACGAUGCGGGCCUUUCCGAGGCCGUUGGUGAUCUCAAACAACAGGUUGCAAAGCAGAUGGAGCGGGUGAGCGAGCUAGAAGCUCGUAACGAGAUUUUAGAGGACGAAUGUGCUCAACUGAGGGACGACGUAUUACAACAUGCCAAAAGGUCAGAGCUGCUGAAGCAGGAAGCCUUUUACUACAAAGGCCGCAGCAUAACUGACGAACGUGAUAUUCUCGAUGCUCUUGGGAAAAACCGGUCACAACUCUCUUGUCACAUCUACGACACAAUACUUGACGUUACGAAAGAUAUCAAUGACGUCUACGACGCGAAUGGUGCAGUUCAUAUUUUGGAAGGAUUUUUUGUUGGCGUCGAAACCCGCAUUAACUUGUUUUUGCAACAAGCC